Molecule: messenger RNA, 2057 nt
Organism: Cataglyphis hispanica
Lineage: Eukaryota; Metazoa; Arthropoda; Insecta; Hymenoptera; Formicidae
Gene: CtsL4
Product: procathepsin L-like
Exons: 5
Coding region: 98-1126 (342 amino acids)
Cellular component (GO): lysosome
Molecular function (GO): cysteine-type endopeptidase activity
Source: RefSeq, a predicted model, not a curated record
UAUGACCUCAUACAGUAUCGUAAAGUUCAUCAAAAUCAUCGUUACUCCGAUCAGUCGCGUGAAUUAAUUAAGGAUAAAUUAUUUGCCACGAGUUACCAUGUGCUCGCGAUUAUACGUAAUAGUGCUCUCGAUAUUAAUUCUGUCUGAAAUACACGCGAUUUAUCCGUUCAAUGAGGAUACUUUACCGCCAAGAAUCUCGAGAAAGCUGGAUGAUUAUUGGCAAACCUAUAAGAUGCAGUUUAAUAAAACGUACACGGGAAAUCUGGAAAACACGAGGCGAACAGCUUGGGAACAAAACCUCGUGGAGAUUUAUAAACACAACCUAAUGGCCGCCGCGGGACAUCAUAGUUACACCCUACGGGAUAAUCAUAUCGCCGAUCUCAACACUCGACAAUACAUACGCAAUAUGGUGAAACUGAUACCGAGUCAAAGGCGCCGAUUGCCAACCGAACCGAUGGUAUCGGCGGUUCUACAGAACCCUCACAGUAUACCAAGACGUUUAGAUUGGCGCGAAUACGGCUUCAUCACCUCGCCGGUGAACCAACGGGAUUGCGGGAGUUGUUACGCUUACUCGAUCGUGGAGAGUAUACAGGGACAAAUUUUUAAGCAAACCGGCAUGCUGCUCCCCUUGAGCGCACAACAAUUGAUAGAUUGCAGCACGGCGACCGGGAACCGUGGCUGUGUCGGCGGUUCCCUCAGGAACACUUUGAAAUAUCUGGAAAAGUCGAAGGGUCUCAUGGCCGGAUACUUGUAUCCGUACAACGCCGAGCAAGGAAUGUGCAAAUUUCAAAAAGACCUGAGCGUCGUCAAUAUAACUUCAUGGGCAAUUUUGCCUGCCCGGGACGAAAAAGCUUUAGAAGCAGCAGUAGCGACUAUUGGUCCUGUAGCCGCCUCUAUAAACGCUAGCCCGAAGACAUUUCAGCUUUAUCAUAAAGGCAUCUAUGACGAUUACCUGUGCAGUUCGGACACAGUGAACCACGCGAUGUUAAUCGUCGGAUACACGCCGACAGAGUGGAUCUUGAAGAACUGGUGGGGCGAUAAUUGGGGCGAAAAUGGCUACAUGAGAUUGGCAAAACAUAAGAACCGCUGCGGCAUAGCAAACUAUGCGGCUUAUGUGAAAGUUUGACAUUCAUUCCCCUUUAAUUUCAUCGCGAAGAGACCUUUUUUUUUAUUUGCUUAGAGAAAUAUACACAUAUAUUUAUAUUAAUUUUUUUUUAUACCUGAACAAAGAGCAUUUUAUUUUGAUUUUAGGCGGUGAUCUCUUUUCCGAUAAUAUUAAAUAAAUUGUGUCUUUUUUUCUUAUAUAUUUCUUAUCAAUUCUUACACUUAGAAAGAAUUAACAAAAAAAGUAUUAGAAAUAUCAUGAGUUCAAUAAUUCUACUCACUGAUAGAAUUCUACUGAUGAUUUUACCAUGGGAUGGAGUCAAAGAUCGCAUGUAUUCGAGCGAUUAAACUUCGGGUAAUUACUAAGGAUCGCCGAACAUUUAUUACAUAACAGCCAUUGACCGCAGGACGGUCGAAUACCAGAUACCAGACUUCCGUAACCACAUAGGAUCCCAGAGAAAUUUAAUCGAACCGUACAACCGCGGCACGAUAGGAACGUGGAGGCUUUGCCCGAUCGAAAAUUCUGUCCAAAGACGAAGUACACGACUAACCGGGACAUAUCACCAUGGCAUUUCCGCGAAAGAGAAAGAGAAAGAGAGAGGAGGACAAUGAAAUACAUAGGAGGAGAGUUGAUGAACCAAUUUGUAUAUCCUACAUAAAUAGGAUUCUAUGGACGCUAACCGCGUGACGUAACAUCAGGCGAACUGUCACGUAACUGCAUAAUGCCACACAGUGAUAUAAAUCCAGGGACGCAUCCCGCAAAUGAUUUACAUACGUACGAUUUGAAUAGGAGAGAUAAAAAUGAACAUUUGUGACGGAGAGUUAGAAACAAUAGUUGCACUUUUUUCAAUAAUUAAUAUGUUACAUAAAUAUACGCUAUUAUAAUAAAAAAAUAAUGGACAUUAAAUAUUUUUGAUUAUCGAUCAAAUACAUAAACGAAUUUGACUGUCAAC